Molecule: messenger RNA, 6148 nt
Organism: Mus caroli (Ryukyu mouse)
Lineage: Eukaryota; Metazoa; Chordata; Mammalia; Rodentia; Muridae
Gene: Tmem106b
Product: transmembrane protein 106B
Biological process (GO): lysosome localization; lysosome organization; lysosomal transport
Cellular component (GO): lysosomal membrane
Source: RefSeq, a predicted model, not a curated record
GGGGCGAACUGCGCAAGCGCACGCGCAGACUCUCCGGGUACCGAGCUCAGCUGAUGCAGUUGUUGUGCUACCCCUCCCCCGCAGCUCUCCGGGCUGCACUCUGGCCGGAGCUCGGUCCCGCCCCGGGACCCGGGACGCUGUGACCCUGUCCUGUGGCCCGCUCGCACCGGAGCAUCCCGGGACCGCGCAGCACUCCGCGUGCGGUUUCUAGAGCAUCUGAGAACCGUGUUGAGUUCACAAGACCGCGGUAUAAACAUUGAGAGCCCGGGGAGGAGACGAAGGGGAUCUACCACUCCUUUUAAAAACCUCAAACAUGGGAAAGUCUCUUUCUCACUUACCUUUGCAUUCAAAUAAAGAAGAUGGCUAUGAUGGUGUUACAUCGACAGACAAUAUGAGAAAUGGAUUGGUUAGCAGUGAAGUGCACAACGAAGACGGAAGAAAUGGAGAUGUCUCUCAGUUCCCAUAUGUGGAAUUUACUGGAAGAGAUAGUGUCACUUGUCCCACUUGCCAAGGAACAGGAAGAAUUCCUAGGGGACAAGAAAACCAACUGGUGGCAUUGAUUCCGUAUAGUGAUCAGCGGUUACGGCCAAGAAGAACAAAGCUGUAUGUGAUGGCAUCUGUGUUUGUCUGCCUGCUCCUGUCUGGAUUGGCUGUGUUUUUUCUUUUCCCUCGAUCUAUUGAGGUGAAGUACAUUGGAGUAAAAUCAGCCUAUGUCAGCUACGACGCUGAAAAGCGAACCAUAUAUUUAAAUAUCACGAACACACUAAAUAUAACAAAUAAUAACUAUUACUCUGUUGAAGUUGAAAACAUCACUGCUCAAGUCCAGUUUUCAAAAACCGUGAUUGGAAAGGCUCGUUUAAACAACAUAACUAACAUUGGCCCGCUUGAUAUGAAGCAGAUUGAUUAUACGGUACCCACAGUUAUUGCAGAGGAAAUGAGUUACAUGUAUGAUUUCUGUACACUGCUCUCCAUCAAAGUACACAACAUAGUACUCAUGAUGCAAGUUACUGUAACAACAGCAUACUUUGGACACUCUGAGCAGAUAUCUCAGGAAAGAUACCAGUAUGUCGACUGUGGAAGGAACACGACUUACCAGUUGGCCCAGUCUGAGUAUCUAAAUGUCCUUCAGCCACAACAAUAAACUCUAAAGGAGAUGUGGUUAGAGCCGAUGACACACCUGACACAUCGCCAGACCUGUCAGUGAGGAGGUACUGCCUAGAAGGACAUCUUUAAUUAAGCACGUCUGAAGUUUACACUGGGACGUCGAGGGUUCAGCUGACAGACUCUGGUCCUUGUGUAGUUCCUGGACUCUCCCUUUCUGUGUUGGCGAUUCGCUCCUACCAAGAGCCUUUCGUCCAGCUUAAGUUAACUGAUUGGCUUUCUUCUCACCUUUGUUCCCAAGGUGAAAAAUUGAGACUUCUGUAGAAUACAAUAAAUAAUUAUAUAAAAGUCAUAGAUUUAAUCUAUAUAUCUAUUGAUAAUAUAGUUCAGUCCUGAACGUAAUUUGAAAAAUAACUUCUGAAGAUUUUUAUAUGAAAAUACUGAAAGCCUAUUAUUCAUGGAGAACUUUUAAAAACUGACCUGUUUUAUAAAUUCCCAUUCUUACAUGGUAGUCUUUCAACUAUAUGAUAACUUAGCUAUUAGCUAAAUGUUUUUAGCCUUUAAUUUCUUGAAAUUCUACUGAUUUGCAUGUUUUGUCUUAUUUCUAGCUAAUGGUUGCAUAAUAUUUACCAACCAUAACAGUCUGCCACAUUCUGUUCUACAUUUUGUAAGAACCUCUCAGUAUGUGUUUCGUGUAUAACUUUGUGAACUUUCUGUGUGAUCUUCAAACAUAUUCCUUUAAUGUACAAUAUUGUAAAUAAAGUGCAUGGCUUUUAUACAGCUUUGAUAAAGGUCAAAUGAAGUGGUGCAGAGUAAGAAGUAGAGCAGGUUGUUCGUCAACAAUAAGGUAGGAAAGUGAGAUUCCGAAACCUAUAAAGUAUCAGGAGGUUCCAGCUACAGGUUGGAUCUGGCAUAACAUAGAUGCAUAAUAAAACACUUUGAUGCUCUACUUUUUAUGUUGCUUUUCAUAUUAAUUAUAUAGAUGCUUUUCCCAGCAAUUAGGUAUCAUCAAUUUUAUGAAUGUUUUAGGGAAGAAAAUCAUUUCUUUCUAGAAAUUAUUCAAGAAAUAAUUUCAUUGAAUACUGGUGACCACAUCAAAAUAAAACCUAUAGUUUGCUUAAAAAAUUUAAUCAUUACCCAUCAUCCUGAUUCGAUGUUUCUAGCAGUUACAGUAAACAUUUAUUUUUAAAUUUUGUCUAACGUGGUUUUCAAAUAUGAUGGAUGUAUUCAUCUUGUUGCUUUAUAUUUCCAUUGUCAUUUUUGACCAAGUAUUUUCCUUAUUCACCCAGCAAAUUUCAGAACCCAUUAAAGUACAUUCUGGUUUCUUAUGUCAGAAGUUGGAUUUUCCUUUUCCCAUACCCAAGUGCCUCCGUUCGUUAUGGUGUAGUCUGCUCCUCAGUCAGGCUCUCAGGUGGAAAGCAUAAACUCUUAACGGCUUCAUUCUGCCCUUGAAGCACUCAUCUUUCCUCAGCAUUCAUCCUGCAUUCGCUGCAUGAGAGAGCUUUGGGAUGAUCCGUGGUCUGUGGGUGGCCACCCUUCCCGGUACACCCAGAGCAUCCUCUGCAGCCGUUCACCUGUUCACCUUCUAGUCAAGCUGGGCUUUGUUUGUUUGUUUGUUUUUUUCUGUGCUUGCUGGUCACCUCCAUUCUUGAAGCUGCACAGUUGGCUGGUUGUGCUUGCAUUUUUCAAAUCAAUCUCAUUUCAUUAUAUGCAGUCUCUCCCUUUUAUGUAACUGUCUGUGAGUCAUUUGUUUCAUUUCAUUUGUUUGUUUUGUCUAGAAAUGUCUACUCCUAUUACUUAAAAGUUACCACUGUCUUUCAUUUGGCUACUCAGCUGAACACUAGCCAUAAAGACAUGUAAGGUGUACAAAAUCAUCAUCCAUCUAUCUCUUCAGAAUCACCCUUUACCUAUGCCUCAUGUAAUAAUCACUUUCUGUGAUUUUAGUGUGAUGUGUAUUUUAGUCCAGGAGAGCGCUGUGGAAGAGAAGUUUGUUUUUCACGUUCUUCCAGAGUUAUGGACAAGGCCUACCAAGGCAGGACAGUACAGUGAACUUUGCUCCCAGUGAUUCAGUUUCAAAAAUCUUUUUGUAACUAUUUACAUUGAAAUUUCUAUCUCAUCCAGUUCUAAUGUCUAGCUUUAAUAAUGCUUGAGUCAUUUGAAAACCCAGCCUGCAACUCUUCAACGAAAAUCAAGUAGCUUCUGGGUAAGCCAGGCUGCUAACAGCUGUAAGUUAAUAAAACUCAAACCAAAUGAACAAACCCAAGCUGAACAACAGCCAUGAAGACAUCUGCAACUGAGUGAAGCUUUGUGCUUUUCUUAGGUCUGGUUUAUCGAGGUCUGACUUCUGGCAGGGAGGAAGAGAAGGUAUUAAUAUAUUUUUAUGAGCACCACGAGAGCUUAGCCAGGGACAUGAUGAAGACAUUACCAUGUUGCCCCAUGCUCACAGGGGUAAAUUCUGUUCUACACUAACCCAGCACUGCCCUAGCCUCUGUGUGGACAACACACUGGCUGUUGCUCCUCUGUCUGCUUUUCUUAUGUAAUUUCUUAACAGGACACUGGGAGGAUUUGGUUUAAAAUUAUAUAUUAGUAAAUACUUCAGUUGCAGCCAGAAGCUGCUUCUCUGACUCUUAUCUGUGCCCUAUCAAUUACAAUGUCCAUUGGCAAGCCAUGGUAACUCAGGUUAGUACAAUUACAAAUUGAAAAAGUGGCCAGCAAGGUGGGGCAGCGGUUGAGGAUGGUGGCCACCAAGCUUGAUGACCUGAGUUCAAUCUCUGUACCUCACAGAAGGAGAGAACUGGCACUCUUCUCGGAUGUCCGUUCACGUACAGUACAAUACCACAUAUAUAGUGUACACACACACACAAACACAAAAAUGCAUCGAUGCCCAUUCACAAACAGUACAGUAUAUACACACACACACAUACAUACACACAUACAUACACAUACAAAUGCAUGAAAAAAUAAAGUUAAAGUUCUUGAAGUUAAUAGUGAUGGCUAAGAUUUUGGUAGCUUUGAAUUGCUAUCUGAAAUAUUUCUAAAAGUAAAUUAAACGAUGUAGAAUCCUUCAGAACCAAAGCUGGAGCUUAAUUUUUAUGUGUUAAUAUUUAAUACUUCACAAUCAUUCCAAUAAAAAUAAAACUGACAUUUUUGGUGUGAAUUAUUUAUAAGUAAGGUUAUUACAUUUGAGAUUUGAAAUACAGAGUUGAAAAUACUAGACAUGAGAUAAAUUUCUUGAAAUUGCUUGAAAGACUAUCUUGCCUGAGGUGACAUUUCAUAGAACAUAACUAUUUUGUUAUCAGUUUUCCUUUGACUCCUGUUUACCCAAUCUUAAUGAAGUAAUUUUUUUUCUUAAAACCUAUUAAAAGAAUAAAAUAUAACUGACUUCAGAUCUUAUAAUUUGCACUUAGGAAAUGGUGGUGCAGUGUAAAAGGAUGUGGGAGGCUGACAUCCAAACACAGUCUAAGUAACAUUGGGGCAAUUGGAACUUGGCCCUAAAGGGCCUUGUGGUUUUUAGCCUACUGUGGAAUAAUUUUGGCUAUUAUGUUGGCAGGUGUGCUGACUCUUUUCCGUUCUGCUUUUUAAAGUGCUUAAAUCAACUGGUUGUUAACACAUUGCGUCUUAUUUUAGAAGAUAGUUUCAUUCAUAUGUUUUUAAAAUAUGAAUACUUUUUACAUUUUCAAAUACAUUUUUUGUCUUCUUUGAUAAGUAUAAAAGCUAAACAUUUAGCCAUUGGUUUAUAAUCAAACGGUAAACCGUGAUGCCUGAGACACUAAAGUGCCACAGCUGCUUGGCUCAGUGUGUCUUAGAGUGGGCAGCCUUAUUUCUCUGACUACUUUGUGGAACUAGAUUUUAAAUGAAACAUUUAUCUUUAACUUUCUAAAGAAAAUUAGUACAUAUCUUAGAGAGCUGAAUAAAAAAAUCACUAUUUCUUCAAAGUUGUAAUUUUAGAUUAAGAUAAAUGUAUUUGUGAUACACUUACUUGGCUCAAAAUUUAACUUGUUUAUCAAAGACCUAUUUACAUCAGAGUCUUCAUUCAUAGUUUCUGGUUGCAACUACUUUGUGCGGUUUUAGCUUGCUUAGAGAACAGGUUUCACAGAGGAGCUCUGACGCUUAUCUUUAAAAUCGAUAAAAGCAACAGCAAUGGGAUUACUGUAGGAACACAAAUAGAAUUUCCAUGUUUUAAGCUCUUCUUGUUCCUUUUUACAUGUGGUAACACAGACUCCAAGCUGAAGAUACAGUGUGGUUGGGGUUCAACCCUCAAAGCAGUGCAUAGACAACGUAGCAAGAUUAUGAGGAGCGUUUCAUAGUUAAGUCUAACUAUUCUAGAAGGAAGCUGUUGCCUUCUGUUUAAUUACAUUCAUUGAAAUGUGUUUAAGUGAAAUAUUUUCAGGACAUUUUGUAUGCUGUAAAACAAAAAAGGAAUUGUAUUGUGCCAAUGGCCAAAGGUGAUAUUACUACCAUGUAGAUGAUGACAGUUCAAAUUGUCCCAAGUCACCCAGAAUUUUAGAAACUAGAAGUCUGGGGGACACCGCAUCAGCUGUAUUGGGUGAUUCUUAAGUGCCGUACACACUGCUCAUCUUGUAAACGUCCAGCAUGAGAAGGAGCAAUGUCAGGCAAGCUGCACAGAUACAGAAUUUCAUGGCACAGGCUGGUGUCAGACAUAAGUAUCAGCCAGUCAUGUCCGCGUGUUUUAUCUUAGAGUUUCACCCUUAAGAGUUGGAAACUGAUUUGGGAUGUGAUAGUAUUCCUAAGCUCUGACAGUCGAUUCGGAUGGUGGAGUAGAGAAUGUAAGGUCCGUUCUGUAUGCUUGCUCUUUAGCGACCUCCAUUAUCUGUUACAUCUGUUAAAUUCAUUAUUUGUACAGUUCUGAAUUAUUAUGAUUGCUGUUCAUGUAGGGAAACAUGGUUAUGAUAGGAACAAGAAUAGAAAUGUCCCCAAUGCUAUUUUUUAAAUUCACUUGUAACUGUUACUCUUAUACUUGUGUAUGACAAAAUAAAAUUUGUAAAAAACACUUUAGCAUGAAAAAUAAAAUUUGUAUCAAUGAAGU